AUGUCGUCAGAAAAAACCUCUGUAUUAGCUUUAAAAUGCGCUAGAUUAAAGCUAAGACCAAACAAUGUUCCUGAUGAGCUACCUGGUCGCGAAAGCGAGUACAAGCGAAUCUAUGGAAAAGUUAGAUCUGCGAUUGAACAAUUUUCAGGAUGUUGUAUUUGCGUAUCAGGUCAAGCUGGAACCGGUAAAACGGCAACUGUAGAAUGUGUCAUGGAUAAUUUAAAGAAGGAAGUUAGCGAAGUUAGCGAAAUGUCGUUCCAUCUUGUUAAAAUCAAUGGAAUGGAAUUAAAUUCACCUGAAGAAUUGUAUACUAUAUUAUGGAAACAAUUAACUGGUGUUAUUGUAAAUAGUUCCGAUGCUAAAAAAUUAUUAGAUGCAAGAUUUAAGGCUAAAUCUGAACCAGUAUUCUUAUGUUAG
Molecule: messenger RNA, 417 nt
Organism: Entrophospora sp. SA101
Lineage: Eukaryota; Fungi; Glomeromycota; Glomeromycetes; Entrophosporales; Entrophosporaceae
Source: the annotation of a GenBank genome assembly